Molecule: messenger RNA, 1759 nt
Organism: Diceros bicornis minor
Lineage: Eukaryota; Metazoa; Chordata; Mammalia; Perissodactyla; Rhinocerotidae
Gene: PCBP2
Product: poly(rC) binding protein 2
Exons: 15
Coding region: 267-1355 (362 amino acids)
Biological process (GO): regulation of RNA metabolic process; regulation of gene expression
Cellular component (GO): nucleoplasm; nucleus; cytoplasm
Molecular function (GO): single-stranded DNA binding; mRNA binding
Source: RefSeq, a predicted model, not a curated record
CCGCCGCCCUCCACCCGCCCCGGGGUCUCUUUCCCCCUUCCUCCUCCUCCUCCUCCACCCCCCCCUUCCUCCUCCGCCCGCCCGCGGGGCCCCCCUCGCCUUCCCGCCCGCCCCUAUUGUUCCGCCCCCGGCCUCCCGCCCUUCCCCUUCCCGCCCGCUCCCCUUUUCCCCUCAGUCGCCUCGCGCCUGCAGUUUUUGGCUUUCACCCCCACCAGUGACCAAAGACUUGACCACUCAAAGUCCAGCUCCCCUGAACACUGCUCGACAUGGACACCGGUGUGAUUGAAGGUGGAUUAAAUGUCACUCUCACCAUCCGGCUACUUAUGCAUGGAAAGGAAGUUGGCAGUAUCAUCGGAAAGAAAGGAGAAUCAGUUAAGAAGAUGCGUGAGGAGAGUGGAGCACGUAUUAACAUCUCAGAAGGGAAUUGUCCUGAGAGAAUUAUUACUUUGGCUGGACCCACUAAUGCCAUCUUCAAAGCCUUUGCUAUGAUCAUUGACAAACUGGAAGAGGACAUCAGCAGCUCUAUGACCAAUAGCACAGCUGCCAGUAGACCCCCAGUCACCCUGAGGCUGGUGGUCCCUGCUAGUCAGUGUGGCUCUCUCAUUGGGAAAGGUGGUUGCAAGAUCAAGGAAAUACGAGAGAGUACAGGGGCUCAGGUCCAGGUGGCAGGGGAUAUGCUCCCCAACUCAACUGAGCGGGCCAUCACUAUUGCUGGCAUUCCGCAAUCCAUCAUUGAGUGUGUGAAACAGAUCUGCGUGGUCAUGUUGGAGUCCCCCCCGAAGGGCGUGACCAUCCCGUACCGGCCCAAGCCGUCCAGUUCUCCAGUCAUCUUUGCAGGUGGUCAGGACAGGUACAGCACAGGCAGCGACAGUGCGAGCUUUCCCCACACCACCCCGUCCAUGUGCCUCAACCCUGACCUGGAGGGACCACCUCUAGAGGCCUAUACCAUUCAAGGACAGUAUGCCAUUCCACAGCCAGAUUUGACCAAGCUGCACCAGUUGGCAAUGCAACAGUCUCAUUUUCCCAUGACGCAUGGCAACACCGGAUUCAGUGGCAUUGAAUCCAGCUCUCCAGAGGUGAAAGGCUAUUGGGCAGGUUUGGAUGCAUCUGCUCAGACUACUUCUCAUGAACUCACCAUUCCAAACGAUUUGAUUGGCUGCAUAAUCGGGCGUCAAGGCGCCAAAAUCAAUGAGAUCCGUCAGAUGUCUGGGGCGCAGAUCAAAAUUGCGAACCCAGUGGAAGGAUCUACUGAUAGGCAGGUUACCAUCACUGGAUCUGCUGCCAGCAUUAGCCUGGCUCAAUAUCUAAUCAAUGUCAGGCUUUCCUCGGAGACGGGUGGCAUGGGGAGCAGCUAGAACAAUGCAGAUUUCAUCCAUUAUCCCUUUCUGCUGUUCACCACCACCCAUGAUCCAUCUGUGUAGUUUCUGAACAGUCAGCGAUUCCAGGUUUUAAAUAGUUUGUAAAUUUUCAGUUUCUACACACUUUAUCAUCCACUCGUGAUUUUUUAAUUAAAGCGUUUUAAUUCCUUUCUCUGUUCAGCUGUUAAUGCUGAGAUCCAUAUUUAGUUUUAUAAGCUUCUCCCUGUUUUUUUUUUUUUUUUUUUGGCUCAUGAAAUUUUUUUUUUCUGUUUGUCAUGGAAAUGUAAGAGUGGAAUAUUAAUACAUUUCAGUUUAGUUCUGUAAUGUCAGGAAUUUUUCAAAAAAAUUAAAAGAUGGACUGGAGCUUUUUCUUUGUGAAUAGAAACUGGAUGCCACAGUGA